Salvia hispanica is the source of this 1224-nucleotide messenger RNA. RefSeq names its product purple acid phosphatase 17-like. NCBI's taxonomy places the organism in Eukaryota, Viridiplantae, Streptophyta, Magnoliopsida, Lamiales, Lamiaceae. The record is from RefSeq and is a predicted model, not a curated record. Gene Ontology annotation, molecular function: acid phosphatase activity.
AUAAAUAAAACAUGAUUCUAGUUUAUUUUCCUUCAAGAUUCCCUAUGCUUAAAGAUUUAACAACUAAUCCAAUUUCCCGUAACUAAGAGUAUUAUUAUAGAUUCCUAUAUAUAUAUAUUCCGAGUUAGAGAAAACUACCAAAACAAUCAUCCUCACUUUCCAUAUUUCUUCUGUUUUAAAAGAAACACACAUCCAUGGGGAGUUACAACAAAACCAUGGUGGCUGUGUUAGUGAUGGUGAGUUUAUUAGUAAUUAUUUCAGCGGAUUUGGAGAGGUUUGAGCAGACAACGAAAGGUGACGGAACGCUCAGAUUUCUGGUGGUCGGAGAUUGGGGAAGAAGGGGCCAAUAUAACCAAUCACAGGUUGCUUCUCAGAUGGGGAGAAUUGGUGAAGAAAUGGACAUCGAUUUUGUGGUGUCAACUGGUGAUAAUUUCUACGAUAAUGGAUUGAAAGACGUCGAAGAUCCAAACUUUGUUGAUUCUUUUACAAAUGUUUACACGCCCAAGAGCCUCCAAAAGCAGUGGUUUAGUGUUUUGGGGAACCAUGAUUACAGAGGCGAUGCGGUGGCUCAGUUGAGCCCAUUUCUUAGAAAAAUCGACUCUAGAUGGCUUUGCUUGAGGUCCUUUAUUGUUAAUGCAGAGGUGGCAGAAUUGUUCUUUGUGGACACAUCUCCCUUUGUGGAAGAGUAUUUCACAAAUCCAGGUGAUCAUGUCUAUGAUUGGCGUGGCGUGUACCCUCCAGAAACCUAUACUUCCCACUUACUAAAAGAUCUUGAAUUAGCGUUGAAGAAUUCGAAAGCAACAUGGAAAAUUGUGGUGGGUCAUCAUGCUAUUCGAAGUGUGAGCCACCAUGGCGACACUCAAGAGCUUGUGGAUCGGCUUCUUCCAAUUCUUGAGGCUAACGAAGUUGAUCUUUAUGUGAACGGACAUGAUCAUUGUCUUCAGCGCAUUAGCGACACCAAAAGCCCGAUCCAAUUUUUGACAAGUGGGGCCGGGUCAAAAGCGUGGAGGGGGGAUGUGAAUACAACCAACGAGCAAGGUUUGGAAUUCUUUUACGACGGACAAGGAUUCAUGUCCGUUGAACUAUCACCGAGUGAUGUUGCAGUUGUAUUUUACGACGUUUUUGGUGCGGUUUUGCAUAGGUGGAAUAUGUUCAAAUCCGUACUCCAUUCGAUUGUAUAAAUGUCUAAUUCAGUUUCUAAUUCACUCUUUUUUUUCCCGUAAA